This is a messenger RNA of Syzygium oleosum, 704 nucleotides long. RefSeq lists its product as uncharacterized. The coding region runs from base 136 to 471 and encodes 111 amino acids. NCBI's taxonomy places the organism in Eukaryota, Viridiplantae, Streptophyta, Magnoliopsida, Myrtales, Myrtaceae. The transcript is spliced from 3 exons. The record is from RefSeq and is a predicted model, not a curated record.
AAACAAGAACACCCCAUUUGAUCGAAGCUAAGAGUCCCUCAUCAAUGAUUGCACCGUUUCGAAACAGCCCAUGAAUUCGAUCCAGGAACGUUGAUCAAACGUUCUUUGACUCUGGAAAGGGACGACGGAGUGGACAUGAAGCAAAAGGUGGUCGAUAAGUUCCCUCUGAACCAGCAUGGCGACACCGAGAAGAGCAGGUCCUCCAAAGCCACGCGGAUUGCUCAGAGCAUUCUGGAUGUUGAAGCAAUUGGCCUGCAAGGUGAACACAAGGAUCCGACCGCUGUUGUCAGCAACAGCAUCGACUCAGUAAGACUGAUGCUUAUACCGAGAAUUUGUUUUAGAGAAGCUCAAAACCUGAGUGUCGAUUCUGUAGGUGAGGAUGCGAUACACCAGCAGAACCCAGUCAUCGAAUAUGGGAUACUGGCCAGGCUAUUUCUGGUGAUGGCCUCAUCAUCAUACGGGUUCUCGUAGACAGACAGGAUAGCAUUCAUAGUACAUUAGAUUAGAUUUUGCAAUGUUAAUGUUGCUUUUUUUGUACUCAUUCUUGAAUCAGAUGUAAGCUGCGAAAACGGCAUCCAAGAUUUCCAUAGCUAGAAUCUAGAAUAUAUUAGUCGAGAAUAAAAGGAUUUGAGCAUCAUUGGAAUCCAUGAUUCUUGAUGCGGAAUAGCAAUCCUUAACACCGCUGCUUCUCCUCUAUUACCUCU